GACAAAGUAGAAGUUGAAGUAAUACAGCUGACAGCUGUUAGAAUUCGUGCACCUAUUACACGAGUGAAAACUGGUACACAGAUGCCAGUUUAUGUAAUGGGCAUCACCAGCAGCCAGACUCCUUUUUCAUUUGGCAAUGCAGUACCGGGGUUAAAGUUCCACUGGUCUGUCACAAAGAGGGAUAUUCUGGAUCUCAAGACAAGACACAGUGAGGCUUCUUUUCAGCUUCCUGCAAAAUAUAACUUUGCAAUGGAUGUUUAUGGCAGAGUAAAGGGAAGAACAGGCCUGAAAGUUGUUGUGAAGGUCCUUGAUCCUGCAGCCAACCAGUUUUACAACAUGGCAAGAGAACUAUCCGAUGAAAUCCAAAUUCAGGUGUUUGAAAAGCUUCAUCUAGUCACUCCAGAAGUGGAAGCGGAGCAGAUAUUAAUGUCACCAAAUUCCUUUAUUAAACUUCAGACAAACAGGGACCGAGUGGCUUCACUGAGUUACCGUGUCCUGGAUGGACCAGAUAAAGUUCCUGUUGUAAAAAUCGAUGAGAGAGGUUUCCUUAACUCUGGGUCUUUGAUAGGAUCAUCAACAAUUGAAGUGAUUUCACAAGAAUCAUUUGGUAUCAACCAGACCAUUGUAGCUGCUGUUAAGGUCUACCCCAUCUCGUACCUAAGAAUCUCCAUGAGUCCUAUUCUGCACACACAAAACAAAGAGUCAUUAUCAGCUCUCCCCCUGGGUGUGACACUGACAUUUACAGUCCAUUUUCACGAUAACUCUGGAGAUACUUUUCAUUCACAUAAUUCUGUGCUCAACUUUGCAACAAACAGAGAUGACUUUGUACAGAUUGGGAAAGGAGCCACAAACAACACAUUUGUAAUCCGGACUGUAAACGUAGGUUUGACCUUGCUUAAAGUCUGGGAUGCAGAACAUGGUGGAAUCGCAGACUACAUCCCGCUUCCUGUGCAACAUGCCAUUUUUCCUGAACUCAUAGAUGUGGUGGUAGGUGAUGUACUCUGUUUGAGUACUUCACUGAUAAACCAAGAAGGCUUGCCGGGUAUAUGGAGCUCCUCAUUAAGUAGCAUUCUUCAAAUCGACCCCAAGACUGGUGUAGCAGUGGCAAGGGAUUCUGGUGUUGUUACUGUCUAUUAUGAGAUUCCUGGAUCACUUAAAACAUACAGAGAGAUAUUGAUUAGUAUACCUCAGAGGACUACAGCCAUGCAUGUAAGUGGAGUGAAAACAAGCUUACAAGGAGUUGCAGCCUCAAAAGUGAUAGUUUCAAUUGGGGAAAGAACUAAAAAUCUGAAAGGGGAGUGCUUGCCUGCUCAGAUUGAAGCCAUUGCUGAAUUACAACCACAGUCCAUUAUCAAUUGCCAUCUAGAUUUUAACAAUGAUGCGUUUGACUUCCCAGCACGUGAUAUUUUUAUAGUAGAACCUGGAUUUGAUGCAGUUUCAGGACAUUACACUUGUUCCAUCACAAUGCACAGGCUUACUGACAAGCAGCUGAAGCGUCUCAGCAUGAGUAAAACUGCACUCAGAGUUACAGCUUCAAUCCACGGCAGCCGCUUCUCGGGGGAGCAGAUCAGCACUGAGGUGCCAUUCAAUCCUGGGUUUUAUGCUGACCAAACGGAAAUGCUUUUAAGUAACCAUUACACAAGCUCUGAAGUGAAAAUAUUUGGUGCCACUGAAAUUCUUGAUACCCUGGAGGUGAAAUGUGGGUCACCAACAGUGAAGGCGUUUGAGAAAGAGAAAUUCUACGGGCUGCCUAGUUAUGUAGUCUACACUGUUAGUCUGUCUGAUCCCAGGGUUUCAAGCCAGGGAUCCUUAUCAACCACUCUAACUGUCUCUAGUCCUAUGACUGACCAGUCGAUCACUAUCCCAGUGACAGUGAUUUACUUGACUGACAGACCCAGUGCACCAGUGAGACAUGGAGCCAGUCUAUUCCAGCACUUCCUUGAUUCUUAUCAAGUAAUGUUCAUCACACUUUUUGCACUAUUAGCAGGGACAGCUGUUAUGAUUAUAGCUUAUCAUGCCGUUUUCUCACCGAAAGAACAGCACAGUCAUCCAGCAUUUACCCCAAGGACAACUCGGCAACACAGCCAUAACAGUUUCUCUAUAUCACCUGUGCUUUCCUUCAGUCCGCAGUCCUCAAGCAGGAAAACAAGCCCAUCAUCCACGCUCUGGAGCACUGAUUAUGGUUCACGUUAGAGACAGCAGGACUCAUCUUCAUGCACUGG
This is a messenger RNA of Cariama cristata (Red-legged seriema), 2222 nucleotides long. RefSeq names its product nuclear pore membrane glycoprotein 210-like. NCBI's taxonomy places the organism in Eukaryota, Metazoa, Chordata, Aves, Cariamiformes, Cariamidae. The annotation marks the transcript as partial. Gene Ontology annotation, cellular component: nuclear pore. The record is from RefSeq and is a predicted model, not a curated record. The transcript is spliced from 15 exons.